UACCUUUUACAGUUUCACACUAAACGGUCUCACUAUUGCUUUCCGACUAAGAAUUUACCAAAAUAAUGCAUUUAAAUAAGUAUAGUGAACUGGUGGAACGACUUGAGAACGAGGAAUUCGAGCAAGUCGAACUAGGAGCUGAAGUCUACCAACAAUUACUGGCGAUUUAUCUGUAUCAAAACAAAUUGGCUGACGCUAAACUGCUAUGGAUGCGUAUUCCGGCGAAAUUAAAGGAGGACAAAGAACUGAUCCAACUGAACCUGCUCAAUCUGGCCCUGCAGAACAAUAACUAUGCUGACUUCUUUAAAAACAUUAAGUACGAGUGGUCCGAGAGGGUAAAGUCGCCCGUGGAUGAUCUGUUGGCAAAACAACGUGAGGAGUUGUUUAAACUGAUGAGCAGCGCCUAUGUUUCGAUCUAUCAGCAUAAUCUCUUGGAAUUGUCCCUGAUGUCAGAGGAUGAGCUAAAAAAAGCAUGUGAAGCCCUAAAUUGGACUGAGGAACUCGACGGUGACAGGGUGAUAUUGAAGCCCAAGGUCCAGGAAGCUCCGGCCAGUCGCGGAAACGAUGACCAGUUGCUCAAAUUAACCGAGUUUGUAACCUUCUUAGAGAAUUAAGCUUUAAUAAAGUUCAGUACAUUAAUUUUA
Messenger RNA from Drosophila eugracilis, 644 nucleotides. It is a transcript of the gene CSN8, whose product is annotated as COP9 signalosome complex subunit 8. Gene Ontology annotation, biological process: protein deneddylation; COP9 signalosome assembly. The transcript has 4 exons. The coding region runs from base 66 to 614 and encodes 182 amino acids. Gene Ontology annotation, cellular component: COP9 signalosome. NCBI's taxonomy places the organism in Eukaryota, Metazoa, Arthropoda, Insecta, Diptera, Drosophilidae. The record is from RefSeq and is a predicted model, not a curated record.